UCAAAAUCAAGCGAAGAGACAAACAGAAAAGGACACAAUGUCGGUGGAAAUCGACGUCAAGCAUCCGCUUGAUCGGCCUUCCACAGACUUGCUUGAAGUAAGUCGACAUCGACUAGAAGGCUUACCAACGCAUAUGGAAGACCGCGAUGCUGAUGUUAUGAGGGCGUUCAUUGAUUCUAUGGGCACAAUGGGUGAAAAUACUGCCGAUUACAGCCAAGUCCAUGGAAGCGAAGAAGAAUGGAUGGAGCAGCAAAGCUCAGCUAGACUUUUUGAAAGAUCAAGAAUCAAAGUCUUAGCAGAUGAAAGAGAAAGAGUACAGAAAAAGACUUUCACAAAGUGGAUUAACUCCCAUCUGCAAAGAGUAGGAGCAAGGGUCAACGACCUUUACCAUGAUCUACAAGAUGGACGAAAACUUAUUUUACUGUUAGAGAUUUUAUCUGGCGAGAAGCUGCCUAAACCGUCCAAAGGAAGAAUGCGUAUUCAUAACCUAGAAAAUGUGGAAAAAAGUUUGGUGUUUCUGAAAAAACAGAGGGUCCAUCUUGAGAAUAUUGGUGCUCAUGAUAUUGUCGACGGCAACCAAAAGAUCACACUUGGUCUGAUCUGGACAAUCAUCCUACGAUUCCAGAUCCAAGAUAUUAUGAUUGAGGGUGAAACCAAGGAACGAAGAUCUGCUAAAGAUGCUCUGUUACUUUGGUGUCAGUCAAAGACUGUUGGCUAUCGCAAUGUUACAGUUACGAACUUCACUACCAGUUGGAGAGAUGGAUUGGCCUUUAAUGCAAUUAUCCACAAACACAGGCCUGAUUUGAUAGAAUAUGAGAAGAUCAACAAGGCUGAUGCGGAACAAAACUUAGAACAAGCCUUUGAAGUAGCUGAAACACAACUUGGAAUAACACCACUCCUGGAUGCAGAGGAUGUGAUGGUAGAUUUCCCAGAUGAAAAGUCUAUUAUUACAUAUGUAUCGGCUUACUAUCACUACUUUGCUAAGAUGAAAACUGUAGAAGUCUGUGGUACAAGAAUUGGAAAGGUGAUAGAAAGAAUUAAAGAAAAUGAGGAACUCAUAAACGAGUAUGAAAAACUAGCCACUGAUCUAUUGGAAUGGAUUGAGAUGAAAAUCCAAACGCUCGCCGACAGAGACUUUGCUAAUACUCUUGUUGGUGUACAACAACAAAUGCUGGAGUUUAACCAGUAUCGAACCCAGGAAAAACCACCAAGGUUUGUGGAGAAAGGAAACCUUGAAGUGCAGUUGUUCAUCUUGACUAGUAAGCUACGUGCCAAUCAUCAGAAGAUGUAUACACCACCUGAAGGAAGAAGUAUGGUUGAAAUAAAUAGGGCCUGGGAAAGACUUGAAAAGGCUGAGCACGAGAGAGAACUUGCUAUUAGGGAAGAGCUGAUGAGGCAAGAAAGAUUGGAGAUGCUUGCUGCCAAAUUUGACAGGAAGUAUGCCAUGCGUGAAACUUGGCUCAACGAAAACCAGCGUCUUGUUUCCAUUGAUAGCUUUGGUAAUGAUCUGGCGGCAGUUGAAGCAGCAACAAAGAAGCAUGAAGCCAUUGAAACUGAUAUCAUGGCAUAUGAAGAACGUGUCAACACUCUUGUAGCUGUUGCCGAUGAACUGAUCAAAGAAAACUACCAUGAUAAGGAUAGAAUUGAAACUGGUAAAAUGAAAAUUAUUGAGCUCUGGGAGUUACUGCUGGUACUCCUUAAACAAAGACGUGCACGCCUGGAAAAAUGCAUGCAUCUCCAGAGAGUAUUCCAGGAAAUGAUCAACAUUAUUGACUGGAUGGAUGAAAUCAAGGUUGGCCUUUUGUCUGAAGACUAUGGUAAGCAUCUUCUUGGUGUUGAAGACUUACUUCAAAAGCACAGCCUUGUUGAAGCAGACAUCGCUGCUACUGCAGAAAGAGUACAACUGGUCAACAAUCAAGCUGAGGCUUUCCUCCAUGCUGAUAUGUCAGAUGAGAACAAGCCAGACGAGAACCAAAUCAGAGAGCACCAAGCAGAAGUAGAUGGAGCUUACAAGGAACUGGUUCAACUGGCAGCUGUUCGCCGUGCAAGACUCGAGGAGUCACUCAAAUUGCAAAGCUUCUAUCGUGAUGCAGAUGAAGAAGAGAUGUGGGUGACAGAGAAAGACUACUUUGUACAGUCUACUGACUAUGGACAUGACCUUAAUACUGCUAUGAUCUUGCUCGCUAAACAUGAGGCUGUUGAACGUGAAAUGGCUGGUCGUGAUGGACAAACCAGAGCAAUAACAAGAAAGGGAGAAGACCUAUUAGAGUCUGUUCCAUAUGCAGCAGACACAAUCCAGAACAGGUUGGACAUCAUCAAGAAUAAGUGGGAAAGACUGCAUGAUAACUCUGCCUACCGAAAAAAGAAAAUCAAGGAGAAUGUGAAGCUUCAGCAGUUUAUUGCUGAAUACAAUGACAUCACAUCCUGGCUACUUAUGACAAAGAGAGUGGUAACUAAUGACGAUAUGGGUUAUGAUGAGCACAGUACUGAAGCACUCAUCAAAAAACACCAGGCCGUUGAGGAAAACAUCGAGGCCUAUGCUUCAGAAAUCAAUGCUUUACACAGCCAAGUAGAUGGGCUUGGUGAUGAGGAUAAAUCAUCUCCUCAAGUAGCCGAAAGAUGCAACAAUGUUGAUGAGCAGUAUGAGGAGGUUGUUCAGUUGGCAGCCACUCGUCGUCAGAAGCUUCAAGAUGCCUUGUCACUCCAUCAACUCAACAGGGAGGCCAACAUUGUAGAAACAUGGAUCGAUGAAAAGGAAAAUCGCCUUGAUACAGCCCUGACAGUUGACAAAAGCAUGGACUUGGAAGAAUGCCAGAUUAUUCAACAAAGAUUUGAAGGAUUUCAACAGGAAUUGGAUGCCAAUGAGAAGCGUGUUGAUCUGGUCAAUGAUCUUGGUAGCAAAUUGAUUGACACUGGUCACAUCAACUCUGAUGAAAUAAAAGAAACAACAGACAGACUGAACACCAGGUGGUCUAACCUUCGCAAUGCAGCGGAUAAGAAGAAAGCUAAACUUGACAAGGCUCUUAAACUGCAGCAAUUCUAUGCUGAGACCACUGAAACCAAGAUCUGGAUCAGUGAGAAGUCUAGCCUGUUGAUUACGGAGGAAGAUGUAACAAACAUGAAGGAUCUAUCCACCGUCAUGGUGCUGCAGAGAAGGUUGAAUAACAUCCAGAGAGACAUGGCAGCCUUGGAUGAUAAGUGCACCAGUUUGGAAGAAGACGCAGAACAGCUGUGUUCUGAGUAUGAUGGAGAACCAGAGGAACGAAUCGUCCGUGAGAAAAUGAAUGUGGUCAAUUCUGCCUGGACUGAACUCAAAACAAAUGUUAAGCAACGUGAUGAAGCUCUGGCCGAAUCUGGUGAAUUACAGAGAUUUGUCAAGGACCUUGAUGACUUCCAAGUCUGGCUGAAGCAUGUCCACAAUGAAGUUGCAUCUGAAGAAAUCCCUCUUAGUCUGACUGAAGCUGAGAGAAUGUUGAAAGAGCACGAGGAUAUCAAGGAUGACGUUGAUGCUCAUGAACCAGACUUCCACAAGCUGAUGGAAGAAGGACCUAAAUGGGUACAAGAUGACACUGAUUUACAACAACAGUCACUCAAGGAGCAGCUCGAACAACUGGAAGGUAGCUGGAAAGACCUGCUUGUUCUGUGGGACAAGAGAAAGAGACAGCUUAUCGAAGCACUUAACCAUCAGCUAUUUAUCCGUGAUGCCAAGCAAUGUGAAGCCCUUCUUGGUCAACAGGAACUUUUCCUUUCCAAAGAAGAAGUUGGGGCUACAGUAGAAGCUGUACAAGAGCUAAUCAAAAAGCAUGAAGAAUUCACCAAGAAAAUGGAUGCCCAAGAUGAGAAGAUCAACCAGAUGAUCCAGUUUGCACAGCGCCUGGCCAACGAGGGACACUACGCUCAGGACAAGAUCACUGAAAAAGCUCAGAGUCUACAUGACAGGCGUAAUGCUAAUCGACAGAAGAUGGAGGCUGCUCUGCAAAGGCUGAGGGAUGCUUUGGCUCUACAGCAGUUCAUCCAAGAUGCUGAGGACAUGUAUGAUUGGUUGAAGGAGAAACACCAAGUAGCAUCUGAAGAGACAUACAGGGAGCUCAGUAAUAUUGGCGGUAAAGUCAUGAAGCAUAAGGCAUUUGAAGCCGAACUGAUGGCCAAUAAAGAACGCCUUGAUCAAAUCAGUGAGUCUGGACUCGAAAUAGCCCAAGAGAAACCAGAAAGCAAGCCAGAGAUUGACGAACGACUGGAAAAACUGAACCAAAAAUGGCUUGAACUGGCUGAGGUGUCGAAAAACAAGGGCAACAAGCUGGAAGAAGCUGUCAAGCAAGAGGAGCUUAACCAAGGCGUGCAGACGAUGGGAGAAUGGGUGAAGGAACUGGAAACAACUAUCAUCACCCAAGAGAAGGCAACUGAUUUGACUACAGCUACCAGGCUCUACCAAAAACACAAGAUGAUGGAAAAACAAAUCGCAGCCAAGAAAGCACGUCUUCAGGAGCUGGAUUCGCAGGCAGCCGAUAUGGUUGAUGCUGGACACUUUGACCCCAAAGCUGUACAAGAAACCAAAGUAAUUCUAGAAGAGAAAUAUGAAGCACUAGAGGCUCCAAUGGCAGAAAAGGCUGUGGAACUUGAUCUUGCCAUGCAAUUCUUCCAAUUUGACAGAGAUGUUGAUGAUGAAAAGUCCUGGAUCGAAGAGAAAGAACCAAUGCUCCAGUCAACCAACUACGGCAACAACUUGUUUGAGGUCCAGAAACUCCAGAAAAAGCACCAAACACUGUGCGCAGAGAUCGACAUCCACCAAGCUCACAAAGACCGCAUCUGCAACCAGGGAGACGAUUUGGUUGAUGGUGAUCAUCCUCAGUCUGAUGAUAUCCUGAGACGCAAGGAAGCCUUGCAGCAGAGAUGGGAUGAAUUGAAGGCACAGUCUGAUGCCUACAAGGCUCAGCUUGACUUGUCGUUACAGGCUAAGCAGUACUACUAUGAUGCUGCCGAAGCUGAAGCAUGGAUGAGCGAACAGGAACUGAACAUGAUAGGAGACGAGCGAGGAAAAGACGAAGCCAGUGCCAGUGAGAUGUUGAAGAGACACGAAACCUUGGAAGCUGCCAUUGCUGAUUAUGCUGAAACAGUGGAUGACCUCCGCAACCAGGCUGACAACUUGAUUGAAAGCAAUCAUCCAGAGAGUGAGACAAUCAAGAUUCGUCAAGCUCAAGUAGAAAAGCUCUACGCAGGUCUGAAGGACUUGGGCGAAGAGAGACGCGGCAAACUUGACGAAACGCUCAAGCUAUACCAACUUAAUCGUGAAGUAGAUGACCUUGAACUGUGGAUAGCUGAUAAGGAAGUGAUCGCCAAAUCACAGGACGUUGGCCAGGAUCUUGCUCAGUGCGAGCUUUUGAUAGAAAAGUUCCGUGACUUUGCACAUGACACCACUAAUGUUGGGACCGAGCGAGUAGCCAAGACAAAUGCUGUGUGCGACCAGCUGAUUGGCACAGGACACUCCGAUGCCGCUACUAUUGCUGAAUGGAAAGAUGGAAUAAACGAGUCAUGGGCAGAUCUACUGGAACUGAUCGAAACCAGAACAAAGAUGCUAGAAGCUGCUCGUGAGCUUCACAAGUACUUCCACGACUGCAAAGAAGUGUUGGCAGUGAUUUACACCAAGCAGAACCUCCUGACUGAAGAUCUUGGACGCGAUCAAAGCAGCGUGCGUCGAUUGAAAAGAAACCUCCAGAACUUCGAGGCAGACCUUGCACCCAUUGGCAACGAGGUGUCUGCUGUCCAGGAAGAGGCUAGUCGCCUGUUGGGAUCAUAUGCCGGGGGCAAGGCCAAGAGUAUCCAGGAUGCAGAAGACGAGGUGGUACAAGCAUGGAAGAACCUUCAUCUCUGCAUCCGUCGUAGGAUGGAGAAGCUUCACGAUGCAGAUGAUUGGUAUCGCUUCUUGAUGGCUGUACAGGACCAGAUGUUGUGGAUGAAUGAUAUGUUGAAACAUAUUCUCACCUACGAAAAAGCCAAGGACGUGUCUGGAGUAGAAGUACUCAUGGACCAACACCAGGGACGCAAGGGAGAAAUCGAUGGACGAGAAGAAAGCUUCGUUGGUGUCAUCAAGAUGGGAGAGGAACUUCUGGCCAAGAACCACUAUGCUUCUAACGAGAUUCGUGAGAAAAUCAACAUGUUGAACAGACAUCGUGACGAGAUGCUUCUUGAAUGGGACAAGAGAUGGGAGCACCUUGGAUUGAUUCUCGAGGUCAUGCAGUUCGCUCGCGAUGCUCAUUUAGCAGAAGGCUGGUUGAUAUCACAAGAAUCAUACCUCAAAAACGAGAAUCUUGGUGUCGAUAUUGCAGAGGUGGAAAAACUCUUGGAGAAACACUCUAAUCUAGAGAAGCUACUCACUGUACAAGAAGACAGAUUCGCAGCACUUGAAAGACUGACAACAUUCGAACUUCGUGAAGCACGUCGCAGACAAAUGGAAAAAGAACAGAGAAUCAAAGAAGAACGCGAACGAGAGGAACGCGAAGCAAAACAACGACAGGAAGAAGAACUGCGACAGCUGAAACAAGAAGAGGAGGAAAGAAGACAGAGGGAGGAAGAAGAGAGAAGGAGAGAACAAGGACGUGAAGAAGGAAAAGAUGAACCUAUAACUCCGUCUGCUGCUGCAACUGCUGAAGCGUCCGUUACACAAGAACCAACAGCGGAGGAACGACAGGAGGAGCACGAGACAGAUGCUAAGUAUGAGGGAUAUCUUCACCGUAAACCAACCAUGGAUGGUCCAAACAGAAAAGCAGCCAUCAGGCAAUGGAAACAAUACUACGUCAUCCUCAAAGACUACGAAUUACGAUUCUUCAAGGACCAGAAGAGUGCCAGUCAUGAGCACCCUGCAGCUCACCCAUUAUCAACCCUUAACUGUGUCUGUGAAGUAGCUACAGAUUAUACCAAGAGAAAACAUGUCUUCCGAUUCAGAAUAAGUACUGGUCAAGAAUUCUUGUUUCAAGCUAAAGACGAGGAUGAUCUCAACUUCUGGAUUAAACAUGUACAAGAAUGUUCUAAGGCACCAACCACACCAACCAAACCCUCAACUCCUGACAAGAAAGACAAAAAGGGAAGUGGGUUUUUUAAGAGGAGAAGCAAGAAUGUAGAGGAGAAGAAGUAAACAGCAGUAAAAAUGGAUUAAUUUAAGCAUCGUAAGGAAUGUAUUCUUACGAGUAAGACGAGUUGCGUUAGGUUUUGUUCUGUGUGUGAGACUAGUGUAUCUUCACUACCGCCACAGCCAGUAAGAUGAGUGAAUAGUAUAUUAAUUCCCUUAGGAUAAUACUCUAGGAAACUUAUUAAGGGAUCCCCAAGUGCUACACACUUGUUUGUUAUGUCAUUAAUCCUCAGUCUAUGAACCCCUGCAACAUACAAGGGAGAUAAAAAGGACUUUUAAGAUACAGCGAAAGCUAAUAAAAACAACUAAUGUAUGUUAUAACUGCCCAGCUAAAAUAAUGUCAUAGACACUAGUUUGAACCUCUUCGGCAAUUACUCACUGCCAAUUAAACAUUAAAAAAUUCUAAAUUUAAUGAGUUAGUUUAUUUUUUAAUUCUCCUGAUAAACUGAAUAUGCAUCACUUCUGUGCAUUAUUUUUUUUCCUUUCUCAUGCAAAAUUUCAAUUUCCAUUGAAAUUGAAAUCUUGCAUUUUUCCACUGUUAGGAGUUUAGUGGCUGUUAACUCAAUGCUCAAAUCAAGGCAUUAAUUGCAGUGUUUAGAGUGGACAAGUUCUUAUUCUAAUUUCCGAGUGAAACUCGUUAUCUUUUUCAUCUACGUUAAUUAAAUUUUGUUAAAGGUUUUUUUACCUCUUAGUUUUAGUUCUCAGAAUAUUGUCAGCUAUCCAUUUACUCUAGAAUAUGAAGCGUCUCGUUAAGGGAGGAUAGAAAUGAGAAAAUUGUAAAGUAAAAACAACUUUUUGUUCAUUGCAUUUCAUUUUUAGGAUGAUAAUUAUCAUACAUAUAAUUUGGUUUGAUGUUGUAACAACUGUUUACUGAUGUCACAAAUAAAUAAACUUUGACUCAACUCUGA
Messenger RNA from Actinia tenebrosa (Australian red waratah sea anemone), 8031 nucleotides. RefSeq names its product spectrin beta chain, non-erythrocytic 1. Gene Ontology annotation, molecular function: phospholipid binding; structural constituent of cytoskeleton; actin binding. Gene Ontology annotation, cellular component: spectrin. The record is from RefSeq and is a predicted model, not a curated record. Lineage: Eukaryota; Metazoa; Cnidaria; Anthozoa; Actiniaria; Actiniidae.